CGGCGGUAAUGUUUUGGUGACGUCACCAAAGGAAAGCAGCCAGACUGGGUGGGCUGGGCUGGACCCCUGCUUUCUGGUGUUUUACGCCGCCGAAAAACACUGCUAUGAAUGUCUGAGCCCCGUACGUGGACACGCGGAGCUCCCAGGAUGAGUUAGAGGCCGUAUCCACCAGCUCCUCUGCUGUGUUGUUGGCGCAGGGAAACAUGGGUCUUGGCAGUUUCCGCGUCCUUCUGCUGCUCCUCCUGCGGGCUCUGCAGGCACCAGCUGAGGACUCAGAUGGACAGCUGGUGUGUCUUUGCGAGGGUCAGAAGUGUCCCCAGCCCCACCAGUGUCACGGCACCCACUGCUUCUCCUCGGUCAAAGUGAGCGGCAGCGGGGUGGAGUUUCAGCGCGGCUGUUUCGACGGCCAGGGGAAGACGCCUCUGCAGUGCUUCACCACUCCGUCCGUCCAUCAGAUCGUCCUCUGCUGCUCCCUGGAGCUGUGCAACGAGAACAUCACCGGCGGCUUCCUGAAGUCCCUCAUGCCGUCAGCCCCAGAGGGGGAGCCUGUCGGGUAUCAUAUGGACACGCUGGCGCUCUUCGUGCUCGCCCCGGUGGUCGUGCUGGUCCUGCUGUCCGCGGUGUCGGUGCUGGCCUGCAGGAGGCUCCACCGCGGCCGCCUGCAGAGGCUGCAGGAGUUCGACACCGAGCAGGGAGACGGCCUCAUCACCUCCAACGUGGGAGAGAGCACUUUAGCCGACCUGUUGGAUCACUCGUGCACAUCCGGCAGCGGCUCAGGUCUUCCCUUCCUCGUCCAGAGGACCGUAGCCAGGCAGAUCAGCCUGGUGGAGUGCGUCGGUAAGGGGCGGUACGGCGAGGUGUGGCGAGGCCAGUGGCAGGGGGAGAACGUCGCUGUGAAAAUCUUCUCCUCCAGGGACGAGAAGUCGUGGUUCAGGGAGACGGAGAUCUACAACACCGUGCUGCUGCGGCACGAGAACAUUCUGGGGUUUAUGGCGUCCGACAUGACUUCUCGAAACUCCAGCACUCAGCUGUGGCUCAUCACUCAGUACCACGAGAACGGCUCGCUCUACGACUACCUGCAGCGCGUCGCCGUGGAGACGUCGGAGGGCCUGGCGAUGGCGGUGUCCGUGGCCAACGGCCUGGUGCACCUGCACACAGAGUUCUUUGGCACCGAGGGCAAACCGGCCAUCGCACACCGAGACCUGAAGAGCAAGAACAUCCUGGUGACCAAGGAGCUGCGCUGCUGCAUCGCUGACCUGGGGCUGGCUGUGACCCACACGCAGGCCGACAACCUGCUGGAUGUGGGCAACAAUCCCAAGGUUGGCACCAAACGCUACAUGGCACCUGAAGUGCUGGAUGAAACCAUUCAGACCGACUGCUUCGACGCUUACAAGAGGGUCGACAUAUGGGCCUUUGGACUGGUGCUGUGGGAGAUAGCGAGGCGCACGUACAGCAACGGUAUCGUUGAGGACUACAAACCCCCGUUUUACGAUCAGGUGCCAAACGACCCCAGCUUUGAGGACAUGAGGAAAGUGGUGUGUGUGGAGCAGCAGCGGCCGUUCAUUCCUAAUCGCUGGUUCUCAGAUCCUACGCUCUCCGCUCUGGUCAAACUGAUGAAGGAGUGUUGGUACCAGAACCCAUCGGCCCGACUCACGGCGCUGCGCAUCAAGAAGACCCUGGAAAAGAUCCACAGCUCCCUGGAGAAGGGCAAGGAGUCGUGAAACGGAGGGGGGGCGCCUGCGUGACGUCAGAGACCCGCUUCAACGUGGGCGCGGAGUCCGUUGGAACAAGAGGCAACCUGGAGGAUGGACCGUCCUUCUCCUGCUCUCCCUUCUUCUCUGUGGUCGCCU
Molecule: messenger RNA, 1850 nt
Organism: Fundulus heteroclitus (mummichog)
Lineage: Eukaryota; Metazoa; Chordata; Actinopteri; Cyprinodontiformes; Fundulidae
Gene: acvr1l
Product: activin A receptor, type 1 like
Exons: 10
Coding region: 204-1721 (505 amino acids)
Biological process (GO): transforming growth factor beta receptor signaling pathway; protein phosphorylation; heart development
Cellular component (GO): BMP receptor complex; plasma membrane
Molecular function (GO): SMAD binding; ATP binding; transforming growth factor beta receptor activity, type I
Source: RefSeq, a predicted model, not a curated record